Molecule: messenger RNA, 2012 nt
Organism: Balaenoptera musculus (blue whale)
Lineage: Eukaryota; Metazoa; Chordata; Mammalia; Artiodactyla; Balaenopteridae
Gene: KLHL42
Product: kelch like family member 42
Exons: 3
Coding region: 125-1642 (505 amino acids)
Molecular function (GO): protein binding
Source: RefSeq, a predicted model, not a curated record
UGCCUCCGCCGCCUCCUCCCGGUGCCGGCGCUCGGCGGCCGCCCCGGAACCCGGCGAGCGCUCGGGGGCAGGAGGCGGGCGCUCAGAGCUGGCGGGAGCCCCGGCCGCCCCCGGGGCCCCGGCCAUGUCGGCCGAGGAGAUGGUGCAGAUCCGCCUGGAGGACCGCUGCUACCCGGUGAGCAAGAGGAAGCUCAUCGAGCAGAGCGACUACUUCCGCGCCCUCUACCGCUCCGGCAUGCGCGAGGCCCGGAGCCCGGAGGCCGGCGGCCCAGAGGUGCAGCAGCUGCGCGGCCUCAGCGCUCCGGGCCUGCGCCUGGUGCUGGACUUUAUCAACGCCGGCGGCGCCCGCGAAGGCUGGCUCCUGGGCCGGCGCGGGGAGACGGGCGGUGUCGGGGAGGGGGAGGAGGACAUGGACGAGGUGAGCCUGCUGUCCGAGCUGGUGGAGGCGGCCUCGUUCCUGCAGGUCACGUCCCUGCUGCAGCUGCUGCUGUCCCAGGUGCGGCUCACCAACUGCCUGGAGCUGUACCGCCUGGCGCAGGUGUACGGGCUGCCCGACCUGCAGGAGGCCUGCCUGCGCUUCAUGGCCGUCCACUUCCACGAGGUGCUGUGCAAGCCCCAGUUCCACCUCCUGGGCUCUUCUCCUCAAGCCCCCGGGGAUGUCAGCCUGAAGCAGAGGCUGAGAGAGGCCCGGAUGACCGGGACUCCUGUCCUCGUGGCACUGGGGGAUUUCCUGGGGGGACCCCUGGCCCCUCACCCCUACCAAGGGGAGCCCCCGUCCAUGCUCAGGUACGAGGAGAUGACUGAGCGCUGGUUCCCGCUGGCCAACAACCUUCCUCCCGACCUGGUGAAUGUCAGGGGGUACGGGUCCGCCAUCCUGGACAACUACCUCUUCAUCGUGGGCGGCUACAGGAUCACCAGCCAGGAGAUCUCCGCGGCGCAUUCCUAUAACCCCAGCACCAACGAGUGGCUCCAGGUGGCCUCCAUGAACCAGAAGAGGUCUAACUUCAAACUCGUGGCUGUUAAUUCAAAACUCUAUGCCAUUGGUGGGCAGGCCGUUUCUAACGUUGAAUGUUACAGCCCUGAGCAGGAUGCCUGGAAUUUUGUGGCACCCUUACCAAACCCUCUGGCUGAGUUUUCUGCGUGUGAGUGCAAGGGGAGAAUUUAUGUCAUUGGAGGAUAUACUACGAGAGACCGGAACCUGAACAUCUUGCAGUACUGCCCCUCCGCUGACACCUGGACGCUCUUUGAAACGUGCGACGUCCACAUCCGCAAGCAGCAGAUGGUGUCCGUGGAGGAGACCAUCUACGUCGUGGGGGGCUGUCUCCACGAGCUGGGGCCCACCCGGAGGGGCAGCCAGAGCGAGGAUAUGCUCACCGUGCAGUCCUACAACACUGUCACCCGCCAGUGGCUCUACCUCAAGGAGAACACGUCCAAGUCGGGCCUCAACUUGACGUGCGCGCUUCACAAUGACGGCAUCUACAUCAUGAGCAGAGACGUGACCCUGUCCACCAGCUUGGAACACCGAGUCUUCCUCAAGUACAACAUCUUUUCGGAUAGCUGGGAAGCCUUUAGGCGUUUCCCAGCCUUCGGACACAACUUGCUGGUCUCCUCACUUUAUCUGCCCAAUAAAGCAGAGACAUGACUGAAUUGACUUCAUGUUUAAAAGAAACCUGGUUCAAGACCAAAAAUCAAAAAAACAAUGUCCAAUUUCGAGAGAGACUGAUUUUUAAAGGGAAAAUGUGGGUUCUAGGCCGUUUAUACAAAAGCUGUAAAUACGCUUACUUGAACUAAUUACUUGAAAACUUGUGGAAAAAAGAGACCAACUUUAUUAUUUUUUUAAUUAUUGAUUUUUAAAUUAUGGGAGCAAAUCCAUGAUGAUGUUUUCAUACAGAUGUGAUACCCUUGGGCCAAUGACUGAAACUGAUCCUCACAAAGAAGAUUCAUUGUGCCUGCUUUGGUCAAAGGGCCAAAGUCAAUCAUUGGCAUGAACGGUAAAGAUGAUUUUAAAAUCA